AAAGAUUGAUUCAGACCAUGUCCUAUAUAUAUAAAAUGUCAAGUAAGUAAACAAUAUGGACGUGGCAACCACUUUUAAACUUCCCUUGGCUUGCAAACAAAGACCCUAAGAGGGUGUAGCUAGUGUUUGUUCUCAUUCGUUCAUUCAUGAUGAUUGGUGCUUGGAAGAAAAAAGCCAAAGAGUUCUUCACCCCAAGAGAGGUCUUCUACCUCCUCACAAUCACAAUCCUCAGCCUCCUCCUUCCUUUGUCUUUCUUACUCUUAGCCUCUCUUUCUGGUGCCCAAUAUUAUCUUCAAACUCUCACUUUGUUCCAAAGUUACUAUUCACCACAACCCUUUCCCUAUCUUUUCCACCUUGCCCUCAAUAUCAACCCAUGUAUUCUCUACUUUCUCGUGUCCAUUGUGAGCAUGGGGACCCUGAUCCAGGGGCUGACGGGUAAAAUCACACUUUUCUCCGAGUUACCGUCCAAGUCCUCGCGUAUCUCCACAGCGUGGAUUUUACUAUGCGCGUUUCAAGUUUGCGUUGGUUUGGGCAUAGAGGGGAGCAUUGCGGCUGGGCUUUACGACGAUGAUGUGUCAAGUUUUGGCACCGAGCGUAGCCUGCUGAGCAGGAUGAUAUUUCUGUUGGGCCUGCACGAGACGACCCACGUUUGGUGUAGGAUGGUGGUGAGGCCCGUGGUGGAUGACACGGUGUUCGGUGGGGCCCGGAGGGAGAGGUGGGUCGAGAGGGUGGGCCUGGCUGCUGGCCUGGGCACGUUGUGGUGGUGGAGACUUAGGGAGGAGGUGGAGACUUUGGUACUUGUGGCCCAAGUCAAGAGUGAGCAAUUGAUGGAUGUGGGGAUUGGUGACUUUGUUGGAUGGUGGUUGUAUUAUCUCAUUGUGACUAUUGGCAUGGUGAGGAUCGUGAAGGGUCUCAUUUGGAUUUUCAUGAUUUCUCUCUGUAGAAGAAGGCCAACAACAACAACAAUAGAAGUGGAAUCGAUUCAGAACGAUGACAAGGUGUAAUUAGAGUUGACCCAUUUUCUAUUUUCCUUCUUUUAUGCUGUUCUAAUUGAGCUACCUUUCUCCCUCAUUUUGUUAUUUGAUUUUCUUUGGUCAGAGACGUUAAUUACAAUAUUUUAUACCUUUGCGAAAUUGUGACAAACCCGCAAAACAUUAUUGAAUUGAUGGUAUUAUUGCUCAACAUGUCGAUAAUUAGUUCUUUAUAAUAUGAUUUGUCGAUAGUUCUUUAA
Molecule: messenger RNA, 1231 nt
Organism: Glycine soja
Lineage: Eukaryota; Viridiplantae; Streptophyta; Magnoliopsida; Fabales; Fabaceae
Exons: 1
Coding region: 147-1004 (285 amino acids)
Source: RefSeq, a predicted model, not a curated record